AUGCGAACAAAAGUGGAUAUUGGUCCAGCAAGCAAAUCCACACCACUGCUUGAAGAGCAGCUGCGUGAUCGUGUCACCUCCAAGCAGAAAGCAUCAAAAGCCUAUACCGAUACUAAAAGAGGUGCACAAGUGCCAAAGAUCAAAGAGGGAAGCCUGGGCAGAGUAAGAAAACCUUUCCACAUUAAAAAAGGACUGUCAAAGUUCUACACACCUGCCAGGGUGAUGGAAAGAGCUGGUGCAGGUUCCUUUGUACUGGAGGAUGGAUCUACAUUGAACGCGUCGCACCUUUCUCUGGUUCCAGAGAGUGCAGAGGACAUCAUCACAGGCAAACCUGCUGAUCCAGCCUCUGUGCCAGAGCCCACUAAACCACCGGAUGAUACAUGCAGACCCACCAGGGUCAGAAAAAAAGCCUGCUUGGCUGAGCAAUCAUGA
This is a messenger RNA of Xyrichtys novacula (pearly razorfish), 432 nucleotides long. NCBI's taxonomy places the organism in Eukaryota, Metazoa, Chordata, Actinopteri, Labriformes, Labridae. The record is from the annotation of a GenBank genome assembly.